This is a messenger RNA of Punica granatum (pomegranate), 690 nucleotides long. Lineage: Eukaryota; Viridiplantae; Streptophyta; Magnoliopsida; Myrtales; Lythraceae. The record is from RefSeq and is a predicted model, not a curated record.
AUGACUCAUGCACCGCCACCACCAACCCUUGUGGGCGCGCCCCCGGCACACCCGGGAGAAGUUCCGCUACUAGUCCCAUCGCCGGAAGCCCAAGCACGGUCCACCUCUACUGAGGGUGCGGCCCGCAUCGUCGCACUGGAAGGCGACAUUUCCACACUGAAGGGCACGGUCAAUCAGAUGGCUGCCAACAUUGCCGAGCUCAUGGCCCUGCUCAGAGCUCCAAACCGCACCUCCUCGAACUUUACUUCGCCUCCAGGGUACGGGCCAAUGGUCGACCCAAACCCUUGGGUCCCGCCGACCCAUGCUCCGGAAGGUAUUGAAGCACUUGCAAUACACGCACCGACGGACCACCCAGCCAAUGUCCCUCCGCCAUCAGUGACUCUCUCGGCGGCCAUUCCUCUUCCACCGUUGGACUCGACCACUCUUGAACCGCCGCCGAUGUCCAUACCGAUUCCAGCUCCUGUUUACGCAGCUCCUCCGCCGAUGGUCUUCCCGGUACCAAACCCCCACGCUCCUGUUUAUACAUCCGAGCCUCUCACAUUCCAAGCUCCACAACCCCAUAUCAGCUUCUCCUACCCAGCACCACCUCCCAUAAAUAUCCCUGUCUCUGAACCAAACACGCCAACUCAGGCGGCCUUCGCAGCUCCACCAACAAACUGUCUCCUAGAGACGGAGGCCGAGCAGGAGUAG